Molecule: messenger RNA, 2989 nt
Organism: Synchiropus splendidus (mandarinfish)
Lineage: Eukaryota; Metazoa; Chordata; Actinopteri; Syngnathiformes; Callionymidae
Gene: msl2a
Product: MSL complex subunit 2a
Exons: 3
Coding region: 742-2538 (598 amino acids)
Cellular component (GO): MSL complex
Molecular function (GO): ubiquitin protein ligase activity
Source: RefSeq, a predicted model, not a curated record
UGAGGAUCUCGUCUGCCGUGAGGGUUUGACGCGAGGAUUGGUUCUGUGGUAAAAAGGCUACUUCGCUAUGAAUCGCUCGCCUCUGACGAAGUACUGCAAUAAAACAUAUCCACAUAGCAAGUGUACAUUUCCCUGGCGACAUAACCCUCAGGUGCGCGGGCUAUGAGCCAGCUUUCGGGUUGUUUGCUCCUAGUGAACCUUCGAAAGAGAUGCUAAUGCUAACUGCUUAGCUUUGUUUACAUGGUUCGCGCGCCUGGGAUCCGCGAUCUGAACUUUUAAGAUUCGCUGCAGCUCGCCUGGUGUUUCGGCGUCGGCGCGGGGAACUAGUUCACGGCUGAAUGGAUUAUUUAUCCCGCGACGGUCGAUGUUCAGUGGAACCGUUUGGCUGGUGCCGCAAGCUAACGUUAGCCACCUAGUGCUAACUCUUGAUAAUGGACCGCUGUCGGAAUAAUGUGAGCGAUUAUCCGCGCAGACUGAAGCAUUGAAGCGCCUUGUGGCUGAAACACACCGCCUGCUGCGGCUGUCUUCGCUAGACACCUGCCGGGUUUUGUCGUGUUCCGUGUGUGGGCUCUUCUUUUUUUUUUUCACCUGUGAUAUUGUUUAUUGUGGCGCGUUGACAGGUUAUCGAACCGAUCGUUUCCCCUGCCGGGUGUUUUGAAACGUUGCGCACCGUCGCUGAGACGCCAGCAUAGUCUGGAUCUAAACAAGCGGUAGAAGCCGGAGACUGCGGAGCACAGCGCUAUGAACCCGGUCAAUGCAACCGCCCUGUAUGUGUCCGCCAGUCGGGCUGUGCUGCAGUGUGACCCGCGGCAGCCGCACACCUUCUCUGACAUGUACUCGCUGCUGCCCUACUUCCGCCAGUCCCUCGCAUGCCUCGUCUGUGGCAAACUACUUCAAGAUCCGAUUUCGACAACUCACCCUGAGUGCGAGCACUACGUGUGUUUGGCCUGUAAGGGCCAGAAGAUGAGGAUCAGGACUUCUUGUAACAGAUGUAAGGACUACUCCAGCUUCCAGGAGAACAAGCAGCUCUCUCUGUUGGUGCAGUGCUACAGGAAGCUCUGCCUCUUCGUCACCCACUCGCCUCUGCUGCAGUCCAUCAGCAGCCAGGUGGACGGCAGCCCCGAGGUCCUGGCUCUGCUGGAGGAGGUGCUGGUCUCGUAUGGAGAUGAGAUGGAGACGGAGGACCAGGAGGAAGCCGCUGAGCCAGAGUCUUCUGCCCCCACGGAGCCACCGUCAGAACAUUCAGCACAUGCUGCUUCCUCCGACCAGCCGUGCACCAACGGACCCCGGGAUUGCAACGGAGAAGUGCUUGAUGACCUGGACCCUUCCUCUCCGGAGCUGGAGGUGUGUGAGCUGGUAGAGGAGCAGACGCAGCGGGAGCUCUCUGUUCCAGCUUCUGGUUUGGAAGUGGACCUGGCCGCUCGACCUCUAGCCCAAGCUCCAGUCUGUUCACUCAGGGAUGGUGACUCCAACAGCAGGGGGCUGGAGGAGGGCGAGGUGUUGCUCCUCAGCGUGGAGGAGGUCUUACAAACUCUGGACCCGAUUCAGCCCAGUGGAGAUGUUGCUCAUCUCCAGUUAGACCGGACACAUGCGCACAUUGCCCUGGACAAACCUCACACUGAGAUGUUCAUCCAGCUGGACGCUGCUCACAAUUACUCUCAAGUCCAGAAGGACAGGACUCACGUCGUGGUCGGCCACGGUGGUCUCUCCAACUCGUCUUCAUUAGAUCCUGCUGCCUCCUUCUCCUCCUCCCCUCCUGUCCGUCUCAACCGCAAGCGCUCGCGCUCGGAGAGCGACCGAGAGAAGGUGGUCCCCCUUCCUAUAGGCUCCAUCCUGAACGGCCCCACCCCACACGUAGACACUCCCAACUCCUCUGACAUGCCACACACUCCUCUCCCUCCCUCCUUAAACUUGCCUUCACACACGUUCUUGUCCUUCUCUAAUGGGGCGCCCCCCAAGUCCAACCGCGCUGCUGUGAACCACUGCAAGGGCCCUCGGAAGAGCGUCGACCCCAAGAAGCCGCACACGAAGGCCCGCAGCGGUGCAGGCGCGAAGAGCAAAGAGCGGAGCAAAGACCCGCGGCUGACGCCGGGCUGCCCGGUCGCUUCGCCGCCCGUCAGACCGCCGUACAAGAAGCCGGUGGAGAAGAAGGGCUGCAAGUGUGGCAGGGCCACUCAGAAUCCAUCGGUGCUGACGUGCCGCGGCCAGCGCUGCCCCUGCUACUCCAACCGCAAGGCCUGUUUGGAUUGUAUCUGCAGAGGUUGCCAGAACUCCUACAUGGCCAACGGCGAGAAGAAGCUGGAGGCCUUCGCCGUGCCGGAGAAAGCCUUGGAGCAGACGCGGCUGACCCUGGGCAUCAACCUCACCAGCAUCACGGCAGCUGCAGCGCUACGAAACCCAGCAACGACCAGCAUCCGCACCAACACCCUGCUCAACGUUGCCACGGCGACGGGGACCCCCGUGACCACAGCCUUCCUCACGGCCAGCCCGCCUCAAGAGUCGAACUUUGAGGACAGUCUGGAGCUGCUGAUCGGAUGAGAGGCGGCUGCGCGCGGUCGCGGUGAUUGAAUGUGAUGGCUGACGGUUGGCGACCCGCGCCUUGCUCCUGGAGUCCACGGCAGCUACAGUUCUGUCCCCUAACCUGCUCCAGACCAGGCCUAAUCGUGAGACUGGCGAGGCCGUGCCAAAGCCUCCUGUGUCCUGUGCCUGUGGAGGUUGUUGGGCUCCUUUUAACAUUCCUAGCAUCAUGUCGGUCUCUGAGUCACAGAACAGCUGCAGUCAGGUCACGAUCAGCAGAUGUGUCCCUCCUCCUGUCCGUGUGUGUGUAUGUUUAAAAUGUAUGUUUCCGUUUUUGGGCAUUACUUGAACCCUCAAUAGCUCUAGACUUGUUUUUUUUUUUUUUAAAUCGUUUGAGGACUUUCGCUGAAACAUUCACUGCCAUAAUAUUACAACAUUAAUUAAAAGAUAGUUUUUUACUUUUUCACUUUCG